CGGCUGCUGCUCCGGCCGGGAGCGGGCGCCGCUGGAAGCGCCGCUGCCGCCGUCAGCCGGAGCCAGCGAGCCCUGAGCGCGGCCUGGGGUGCGCGGGGUUGUGCCGCUGCCGGGCGCAGCCGCCACAGUGCUUCUGCCCGCGGACCUUAACGCUGCUUUGGGGAGGCUAGACCACGGCAGACUUGGAUCUAGGAAAGAAAAUAAUAGGGAAUUAAUUUAGAUUUUUUUUUUUUUCCCAGAAAAAAAGAAAAAAAGAAAAACCGUAAGUCAGUAAAAAGAAAUCUGUUCCAUCGUCCUGCCCAAGCUCUGCCACUAGGCCUGGCAGGACGAGCCAUGCUGUGAGGCCCAGCUCUCGCCUUCAGCACAGACAUCGCAGCAAGUUCAUCAGCAGGCUGAGCAGGAUGGAAUCGGCAGUGGUGGAUCUGGGCACUGCCACCUGCUACAUCUCUGCUCAAAACACAUUUGCAAAAACAGAACUUUGAUUGUCACUUACCCGAGCUUGAAAUAUCCUAGAGAGGGCGAGUGUCCAAGGUGCACAGUUCUGUUCCCUUAGCACGACGGUAUUUCCUUCUGUGUCAAAUACCUACAUGUUUGUUAUGGAAGUUCCUCAUAAUCACUACUAUCAUUUAAAAAUAAUUGAAAGUCAUGUAUUUAAAAAACAAAUAAUAAUGUCACUGUUUUAAUAAACAGAGAUAGGGAAAAAGAAGCCUAACAGUGUUCCUUUAGGGCAUACAUAGUUCUGAAAUGAAAUCAGAAACACAAUGAAAUUACCUUCUGCUUCUCCUUUGGGAAAGCUAAUAUAAAUUAUUUGAGUGCACUAAGAGCAUAUACAGUACAUUUUUUAAAGGUGUAAAAAUCCAGGUAAAUAGGCUGUGAUCAGUUCAGCAGAAUUUUUUCAGUAAGUGACAGUUUUCUCUUCUCUUUUGUAUGGAAAGAAGCACACUGGUGUAAUUACAAAAUGUUGUAUUGGGUUUUUCCCUUAACAGCUAGCCAAGCAAAUUAGUUAACAAACAAAUAAAAUUCCUACAUUCCUAACUAUGCUUUGCUAGGGAUGAAAUAGCUUUAUGCAAUUUUAAAGAUUCUUUUGAAAACACACAUAUCCAGAAUUAGCUUAAGACUAAAUAGUUUUGCAUUGCCAAAGAGGUUGUGUUUUGGUACAUUUGGUUUUAUUUUGCUUUAAAGCUCCUUCCUCCCUACAUUACCUCAGCAAUUCAGAGGUUUCAAGCUGCACCUGAGGAAUCUCAUCUUUCCAGCCUAGCCACCUACACACACAUCUGCAUCCGGCCAGCCAAAACUCUCUUCAAAUUCCUGCUAUUAAUUAGUUCUUGUCCUUCAGGUCACAUUUUGCACACCUCAUUAGUGCCUGCAAAACUCUUCUGCUUUUGAAUAACCGGUACUUGUACUGGUAUAAACACAGAAGCUACAAUUCUCAUCUGUUUUGUAUGGGGCAGCCCCAAGUGCCAGGUAAGGACAAGGCUUCCUGGCUACAGCUGUUCUGGAACAUAACUUAGAAACAAUUCUUCUGUGCUUUGUAUCUCAGAUCACACAUCUUGCAUGUGUAUCAAUAAAAUUAAAUUGGAAAAAUGGUUCUAAUAAAUGUGUAAGCAGUCAGAUAAACCGAGGCGUACUGCAUCAAAAGCAGCCAUGCAACGCAUUAUUAGUUGUCUUUGCUGAAAGGCACUGCUGCUUUCACAGACUGUUCUUCACUCUGCCUGUUCAAUCAAGUAAGCAAUUGAUGCUUUUUAAAAAAAAAGUUUCUUUUCCUGUAGAUUUCUUUGGUUAUAUCAUCUACACAAAAUGAAUCAGGAUUAAUUUUAGGCGUUUCUUGGUACUUAAAGUCACUUGGGACUGCUGGAAAACAUCACAUUGAACCCAUGGUUUUAACCACACAGAUCUGCAGGCAUCACUCUCCUGUUUUGAUUGUUGCCUCUGUCCCUGUCACUAUAGAAACAGAUCACACUGCCAAAAAUGGAAGGAUGAUAAUCAUCUGGAAAAAAUAAAAAGCUGGGAGCACAGCUAAAGAUUAUUUUGAAAGCACUUUCAUGCAUUUUGAUAUUAAUCCCUUUUUGUAAGAGAGACAGCCAGAAGCAAUCAACAGAAGUGGAAGCAAUGCUUUACAUUUCAGGAGAAACCUCGAACAGCAUUUUCCCUCAUUUAUCCUUUAAAGUUUUUUAAUAUCUAUAUGGGCAAAACAAACUACAUUACAGCAAACAGUUUCUGAUCACUGGAAGCAGCGUGAAGUCCUGCCUGCUAGACUGAAGUGUCACGGCCUGGUGCCUUUUUCUCUGGCUUGCAUUCAGAGUUUCUGCUCCUCUUGCCUAUAGUGUUCUGCAGAGCAUUUUGGGCUUCUGCUGUUAAUUUCCGACAGACCGGGCGCUAGCAGGGAUGAUCCGGAGGCUGCCCAGCCCGCAGCCCGUCCCGUCGCGUACUGACAGAUCUCUCGGGACAACGGCCGGAGGCGGAGCCCAGCCCGAAGGGAAAACGCCGUGGUUACAUCCCCAGCCUUGCUCCUCCGUGCCGUGCGAGCCCGGGCCCAGCGAUGGAGCGGCGCCGGGCGGCGGCACAGGCCGGGCAGGGCGGCGCCAGGCCCCGGCACAGCAGCAAGGGUCGCUCCGGGGCCGGCGGCGCCAGGCCCCGGCACAGCAGCAAGGGUCGCUCCGGGGCCGGCGGCGCCAGGCCCCGGCACAGCAGCAAGGGUCGGUCCGGGGCCGGCAGGAAGGCGGCACCAGUGAGGGCCGCGGCCGCGCUCCCUUCAGGCCGUCCCCGCUCGGGCCGGGCCCGGGGCUGCGCGUCCCCGCAGGAGCGGGCCGAGCCGCCGUCGGGCGCGGGGCUGCCGGGGGAGCUGGGCCGGCGGUGCUGGCUGGCGCUGCGCUGCGAGCGGCUGCCGCGGGAGCCGGAGGCGCCAGCAGAGAACCCCUCCCCUGGUGCACUCGUGGCAAAAUCGGAGGAGCCGCUGGUGGAGAGUGAGGCACGUGGAGAUCCUCCAGCACCUUUUCUGGAUGGACAACGAUACUAUGAACAGGGGUUAUACAAAGAAGCAUUGAAGCAAUUUGAAAAAAUCCAGGAUACAGAUUUUCAAGCAAUGUAUCAGCUUGGCGUAAUGUAUUAUGAUGGACUUGGCACUAAAAAAGAUCCUGGAAGGGGAGUGGAAUACAUGAAUAAAAUACUCAACUCUGAUUCCCCAGAAGCAAGUCACUUGAAGUUUGCAGCUGCAUACAAUCUUGGCAGGGCAUAUUAUGAAGGAUGUGGUGUUAAACCUUCAGCUGAAGAGGCUGAAAGGUUGUGGCUUAUUGCUGCAGACGAUGGAAAUCCAAAAGCAAGUGUAAAGGCCCAGAGUACUUUAGGAAUGCUUUAUUCUAUGCCAUUUCUAAAAGAUAUGAAGAAGGCCUUUUUCUGGCAUUCAGAAGCAUGUGAAAAUGGAAAUCUGGAAUCAAAGGGAGCACUUGGCAUUAUGUAUCUCUAUGGACAAGGUACACGUCGAAACACAAAAGCUGCUUUGGAGUAUUUGAGAGAAGCAACAGAACUUGGAAAUACCUAUGCUCAAGGCCAUCUUGUGGAAUAUUACUACACUAGAAAAUUUUAUUCAAAAGCCGCUGCACUAGCCAAAAGGGCUACAGCAAAUGAGGACAUCAGCAUGCUAGCCAAGGUAACUGAUUGUCAUCCAACAUAUUUAGCCAAGGGGGCUGCUAUGGCUGCUUUCUACUUGGCUAGAUGCCUCCAGCUUGGCCGAGGCACAGAGAAAAACCAGCAGGCUGCUAAGACGUACUAUUCUAAAGCAUGCUAUCUGGAUCCUGUUGUUGCUUCUCACCUUGAACUGGCAGCUAAUCUUGGGAGAAUUUAGUGUUUCUUUUAACUGUGACUGGUAUAUAAAUAUAUUUCCUACAAUAAACCAUCAUUAAUCUCCAGCAA
Passer domesticus (house sparrow) is the source of this 3909-nucleotide messenger RNA. It is a transcript of the gene LRP2BP, whose product is annotated as LRP2 binding protein. Gene Ontology annotation, molecular function: protein binding. The coding region runs from base 2540 to 3841 and encodes 433 amino acids. The record is from RefSeq and is a predicted model, not a curated record. Lineage: Eukaryota; Metazoa; Chordata; Aves; Passeriformes; Passeridae. The transcript has 8 exons.